Osmia bicornis bicornis is the source of this 924-nucleotide messenger RNA. Its product is annotated as transcription factor Adf-1-like. The record is from RefSeq and is a predicted model, not a curated record. NCBI's taxonomy places the organism in Eukaryota, Metazoa, Arthropoda, Insecta, Hymenoptera, Megachilidae. Gene Ontology annotation, cellular component: nucleus; transcription regulator complex. The coding region runs from base 1 to 924 and encodes 307 amino acids. The transcript is spliced from 3 exons. Gene Ontology annotation, biological process: regulation of transcription by RNA polymerase II.
AUGAGUCUCUCGGCACGGUUCCUCACACCUUCAACUAGGACUAUAUUUGAGUCCGGACCCGAAUGUGUACGGAAGUAUCCCGUCCUGUAUGACAUGACGCAUGUGAAAUAUUUGGAUUCCAAAUCCAAAUACUCCAUAUGGAAGAGUAUAUCUAAAGAAAUGAAUUUAGCUGAGGACAUCUGUAAAAAACGGUGGUCCAAUAUAAGGGACCAAUUUAAAAAACACAGGAAUAAGCGCAAAGCAAAAAGUGGCCAAAGUGCUCUUCAUAUAAAAAAAUAUAAACAUGAAGACACUCUGCAGUUUUUGUUGCCGCAUGAAGAGGAGCGAAAUACAAUAUCAAAUAUUGAAUCUACUGAGAACUCAGAGCAGACUCAGGUCGAAAUAGAAAUAGAUGAACCAGAUCAUCAACUGCCAGUACAAGAUAAUGUUGACACUGUACCAUCGAAUUUAUCAUCGCAAAAUCCCUCGUCUGCAGGACAAUUUGUUCGGUCGCAAAAACGCUACCGUCGCACGAUGCCGAAAUCAGCAAAACCGACUGAGUCCGCGUCCAAUACACUAAUGACAUCCAUUAUGGAGAAUAAUGUAAAGCAACAAAAGGAUAUUCAUCCCAUUGAUGCAUUUUUCAGUGGCUUGGCACCCACAAUAAAAAGAUUUUCUCCCUACCAUCAGCAUGUUGCUAAAGGCAAAAUAUUUGCAAUUGUGCAAGAGUUGGAGUGGGAACAAUUAUCUACAGAGCCGUGUUCUUUUGUAUCUGGAAUACGAGGCGAAUCAUCACCUAAUGAUAGUUCAACGCCAACGUCAUCACCUAAUGAUAAUCCAACUCCAAAAUAUGUACCAACAACACCAACGCCUCCAAUGCCAGCGACAACCAUAUCUACUAUGGAUACGACCUUUAUUUCACAAUAUACUCUAAAUAAUGAUUAA